AUCCGUCGGGUCACACAGCAGCAGCGGCGACGCACCUUCAAUUGUAGUUUAAACUUUCCAACAAACAACUAUGAUGUGUUGUGUGACAUAUUGCCAUGCUGCGGGAAACGACGCGCCUGAUCGACUGGCCUGAUCGAUUGGCCUGAUCGAUUGGCUUCACAACGCUGUGCGUCUCAGAGGAAGCAGCAGAGAGGAGUACUCGCGUGGUGGUGCGGUUACAGCGGGCUGUUGCGGUAAGGCAACAUCAUGGAGGCUGGAUGCGCGGUUGCCGCGGUGAUCGAGAACGCUGCCUCCGGACCAGGGGGAGAAGCAGGAAGUGGUGACGUCCCUGAAGGACCUUGUGCCUCCGACGGAGCCAAAGAUGACGCCUUACCACCACCAGCUAUAACCCCCAACCCAGAGAAGACCCCCCAAGAGCUGUCCACUGCCAGGAUGGGGAGCGAUGACGUCACCGAGCCCCCCCCGGCGGCGGAGCCACUCCUGCGCUCCUGCGUGAGCACGGCCAGCAUGAAGGUCAAACACAUGAAGAAGCUCACCUUCACCAGAGGUCACUUCCCGCGGCUGGCAGAGUGCGCCCACUUCCACUACGAGAACGUGGACUUUGGCACCGUCCAGCUGUCUUUUGCAGAGGACCAAGGGGAAGGACAGAAGGCUGGCCUGGACUCUAAAGAGCUGCUGUUUCUGGUCCAGAUCGGCUGCCAGGGCCGGAGCUGGCUCGUGAAGCGGUCCUUCGAGGACUUCAGGGUGCUGGACAAGCACCUCCAUCUGUGUAUUUUCGACCGGCGUUUCUCCCAGCUAGCCGAGCUGCCUCGCCAUGAAACACUGAAGGGACCCGAUGAGUGUGUCACCAAGAUGCUGGCCGCAUACCUUUCCCAGUUCUCUGCCCUGGCUGACAACAACAUCAACUGCGGUCCGGUCUUGACGUGGAUGGAGAUCGACAACAAGGGGAACCACCUGCUGGUGUCUGAGGAGUCCUCCAUCAACGUGCCGGCCAUCGCCGCCGCCCACGUCACCAAGCGGUACACCGCCCAGGCCCCGGACGAGCUGACCUUUGAGGUGGGGGACAUUGUGUCGGUCAUCGACAUGCCCCCUAAAGAAGACACUGGCUGGUGGAGGGGGAAGCACGGCUUUCAGGUGGGCUUCUUCCCCUGCGACUGCGUGGAGCUGAUAAGUGAGAAGAUGCCCCCCACUGUGGAGAGUGCCAUGCCAAAGCCAGUGUGUAAGAAGCACGGCAAGCUGGUGACCUUCCUGCGGUCCUUCAUGAAGUCGCGGCCCCCCCCCCAGAAGCUGCGCCAGCGAGGGAUCCUGAAGGAGAGGGUGUUCGGCUGCGACCUGGGAGAGUACCUCCAUAACUCGGGAUAUGAAGUGCCCAAGGUGGUGCGGAGCUGUGCAGAGUUCAUUGAGAAGAACGGCGUGGUGGACGGCAUCUACAGACUCUCUGGGAUCUCCUCCAACAUCCAGAAACUCAGGCAUGAGUUUGACUCGGAGCAGGUGCCAGACCUCAGCCGGGACGUGUUCAGACAGGACAUCCACUCGGUGGGCUCCCUGUGCAAGCUGUACUUCAGAGAGCUGCCCAACCCGCUGCUCACCUACCAGCUGUACGAGAGGUUCUCCGACGCCGUGUCUGCCUCCACAGAUGAGGAGAGGCUGGCCAAGAUCCACAACGUCAUCCAGCAGCUGCCCCCUCCGCACUACAGGAGCCUGGAGUUCCUGAUGAGGCACCUUUCCCGCCUGGCCACCUUCAGCCCCAUCACCAACAUGCACACCAAGAACCUGGCCAUCGUCUGGGCCCCCAACCUGCUCAGGUCCAAGCAGAUCGAGUCGGCCUGCUUCAGCGGCACAGCGGCCUUCAUGGAGGUCCGCAUCCAGUCGGUGGUGGUGGAGUUCAUCCUGAACAACACGGAGAAGCUGUUCAGCUCCAAGCUCAACCCCGCCAUACGGGACGGCACAGGUAACAACACCCUCUCCAGGCCCAAGUCCCUCCUGGUGUGCUCCCCGUCCACCAAGCUCCUCUCGCUGGAGGAGGCGCAGGCCCGCACCCAGGCCCAGCUCGGCUCCCCCGCCACCACGCCCUCGCUCUCCCCCAGCGAGUACAUCGAGGUGGGCGAGGGCCCCGGGGCCCUGGGCGGCAAGUUCCACACCGUCAUCGAGCUGCCGGCGGAAAGCUGCAAACGUCUUCCCGGUAAGGGGAAGAAGUCUCCCGUGGGGAACUGGCUCUCCUUCUUUCACCUGGGAAAGUCGCACUCAGUCUCCAAACGCAAGCUGAAACGCCACCCCAGCGAGCCCAACGACAUCAAGAGUAUCCCACUGCCAGGUGGGCGGGGCCACGGCGGAACCAUACGCUCUACGAAGAGCGAGGAGUCGCUGACGUCGCUGCAUACCAUCGAGGCUCCAGCUGAGCCCUCGGCCUACCGUCCCUCGCGGCCACGCUCCACCAGCGAAGCGCUGUCCCUCUCCUGCAAGGUGGAGGAGCCGGCGACACGCGUCGACGGUCACCACGGCAACCGCCCCGCCACCACGGGGCACCGCCUGCUGCUCUCCCCGGCCCCGCCCCCGGCGGAGGAGGAGGACGACGACCUGGACGACCUCAGCCCGCCGGCGCCCGGGAGCUUCAACUUGGACUUCGACCCCAUGUCCUUCCAGUGCAGCCCGCCCGCCGCCAUCCCCGGGCCGCGGCAGCACGCCCGCCAUGACGGCGGCUCCCGGAAGGGCGUGGCCGGGGGCUCCGGGCCCCCCGUCUCCUCCCCUCCCAACGGCGUUCCGGGCCCCUCCCGCUCCCCGGACCUCCGGGGCGGGAGGAAGGCGGGCCAGCCGCCGUCGUCGCCGUCUAAACUCAGGAAGUUCGUCAAGACGCAGCGCAUCACCUCCGCCUCGGCCGCCGCCGCCGCAGCUACGACCACGCGGGCCGACGUGAUCGCUUCGUCGUCUUCCCACCGCGGCCACCAGGGGCCGCCGCCGCCGCCGGACACGCCCCCGCCGGUCCCCACCUCCUCGCCGCCGUUGGAGCGCUGCGAGGCGGGCCCCCGGGGCGCCUGCGGGGCCCGCAGCCCCCACAGCAGCCAGUCCAGCCAGGCCUCGGCCCUCACCGAGCUCAGCCAGGCCGCUCAGAGCCUGCCCGACCCAGGAGCAGAUAGACUUGUGAGUUCAGUGUCUGUGCUCCCACCCCAUCCCCCCAUGACGAGCGCCGCCCGCAAGCUAGCCCUGGCCCUGGCCGAGUCGGCGCAGAAGGCCAGCGAGGCCGCGCCCCCCCAGCGGAGGACCACCGCCUCCUCCGCCCACCACGGCCACCACCGCAGCCCCUCCUACCCGUCCCCCCCGCCCCAGCGCCCGGACGGCCCCCACCCGGCCGACAGGACCCCCCCCACGCGGCCCUCCGUCCUCCACCUGCAGGUGCAGUACUGCGGGCCCCGAGGCGGCCAGUCCGAGCGGGGCUCCCCCCAGCUCCUCUCGGACCCCCACCGCUGCCAACACCCCUCCCACCACCUGCUGCCCACGCACCGCUGUUGCAAGUCCCCGCUGCAGGAGCCCCCGGGGAGCCCCAACGCCAGCCCGCUGGGUUCCGGGGGCCCGGAGGAGGGCCGCCCCAGGAGGCGCUGCCAACGGAGGGACCGGGGCCCGCUGAGGGCCCCCACGACAGAGGAGGAGGACGAGGAGGUGGUCCGAGGGGGCCCCGGCGACGAGCGGUGGGCGGAGCCGACCUACCACAACGUGGGCGUGUCCACGCCCACCCAGUCCGCCUUCUGCGCCGCACGGAGCCCGUCCGGUGGCGGCGGCGGCGGCGCCGUCUACGCCAACAGCGACUCGGUCAACGUCUUCAACUUCAGGACCGUCCUGGCCGAGAGCCCCAUGCCCGGCUCGGUGGGGGAGGUCCUGCCCCGGCCACCCCCGCUCUCCCCCGGCCCCCGCUACGACGAGAGGACGGCCAUGGCGGUGGCGGCGGCCAUGGAGGACGUCUACGGCCGGCGCCACGGCGGCGUCCUGCCCGGCCCCCCGCGGUCGCCCCUCUACCCCCGGCCCGACGCCCUGCCCUUCCACCUGUCCCGCCCCGACGCCGCGUUCCGCCACUCCACGGAGGGCCGCUAUCCCGGCACCCUGGGGCCCAAGCACCCCUCGUCGCCCCAGUACGGCGGCCGCCCCGGCCAUGGCGGCGAGCUGCUGAUGGGCGGCGGCGGCCUCCGGGGGCCGUGGGAGCGUCCGGACGAGGGCCGCCUGCGGCACCCAGCCAUGCGGCGGGCACGCUCCUUCCACGCGCCGCAAUUCAGCCACUACGAGAUCGCCGAGGCGGAGGUGGUCCCCCCCGAGGCCCUCUACUACGUCCAGAAGCCCCCCGGCUCGGAGCCGCCGUACCGCUGGCUGCUCCAGUCGGACUUCCACCCCUCGGCGCCGUUCGAGGCUGCGCCCGCCCCGUACGGCGGCCGCUACGGCGGCCACUUCCCCGCGGACGGCCCCGCCGCCGGGGACCCGCGCUACUACGGCGAGGCCUUCCGGCCGGGGGGCAUCCGGCACAGCCAGUCCUACACCCUGCGCUCCACCGUGGAGAGCCACGCCCCCUCCCCCCACCGGGACCUCUUCCUGGACCGCAGGGAGGCGACGUUCUACGAGGCCCGGGACGCGGACUCCUUCGGGCGGAGGGUCUACCAGCCGGUCCGGGACCACAACGAGGGGAGGUACCACAGCCCCACGCCGGCCGCGCCCUACCAGCGCCCCUCGCCCCCCCCCGCGGACCCCCGCGGCCGGGAGAUCAUGCACACCAGGAGCCGCUCGGACCCCGGCAACGCCUGCCUGUUCUCCGGGGCCAGCGGCGGGGGGGACCAGCAGCGUGAGGCGUCAGUCGUCACGGUGACGGCGCUGUCGCCAGGCCACCAGGCGCCGGCGCUCCACGUCAAACCGGAGGCCGCUCAGGAGCCCCCGCAACGCAAGAGGGAGAGCGUCCACAGGCGGGGCCCGGCCCCCGAGGGGCCCCCGUCCAAGCUCCCGCAGAGGCUCCCGCCGGAUCCCCGGCGGGACCAGCCCCCGCUGCGCAAAGUCCCGUCCCUCCCCGAGAGGAGCCGGCCCCAGCCCCGACGCCAGGACCAGGGCGGGGGCGGGGGGGGGAACAGAAGCCACUCCAGGGGCCGCGAGCAUGACCGGCUGACCCUCAGCAACGCCGUCAACAGCGCCGGGGGCCCCGCCAGGUCGGGGGUCCACAGGAGGGCGGGGCGCUCGCAGAGCAUCAAGGAGAACCGCCGCCUUCACCAGGCUAACCCCCCCGGGGCCCCCCUGGGCUCCGAGCCGCAGGGGGGCCCCGGCGGCCCCGCCCCGCCACACAGAAGGACCCAGAGCACGCGGGUGCGGCCCACACGCUACGAGAACGCCGAGGGCUACUACGCCACGCCCAAGGCUAAGGCCGCGAGGGCCCCUAAAGCCGGAGCAGGGUACUUCCCCGGUCACGGCUGCAUGUCCCCCCACCGCCACAGACUGCUGUCCAAGGCCCUGGGCCAGGGGCCCUUCUACCAUGCUGGAGGGAGAUCAGAGGCAGGGGUGUACGAGUGAC
Molecule: messenger RNA, 5533 nt
Organism: Gadus chalcogrammus (walleye pollock)
Lineage: Eukaryota; Metazoa; Chordata; Actinopteri; Gadiformes; Gadidae
Gene: arhgap32a
Product: Rho GTPase activating protein 32a
Exons: 24
Coding region: 247-5532 (1761 amino acids)
Biological process (GO): small GTPase-mediated signal transduction
Cellular component (GO): fibrillar center; cell cortex; actin cytoskeleton
Molecular function (GO): GTPase activator activity; protein binding; phosphatidylinositol binding
Source: RefSeq, a predicted model, not a curated record